Molecule: messenger RNA, 2543 nt
Organism: Cephus cinctus (wheat stem sawfly)
Lineage: Eukaryota; Metazoa; Arthropoda; Insecta; Hymenoptera; Cephidae
Product: caspase-1
Exons: 3
Coding region: 213-1115 (300 amino acids)
Biological process (GO): proteolysis; apoptotic process
Cellular component (GO): cytoplasm
Source: RefSeq, a predicted model, not a curated record
AAAAGUAGGCGUAGUGUAACUAAACAUCUCCGGCUUCCUCAGCAUCCGCGCCAUAACAUUAUGCUACAGUCAGCUGCAGUCUAGUAGUACAUACAUAGAAGUCUGUGCAAGUCUCUUCAUGUUUUAACAUUAUUUCUUUCAUCACCGUGUUCCAUUAAAUUAUCUGAAUAGUUUCAUUCAAUCUUAGUGAAGCUUAUUACGCGCAUCGCUUUAUGUGUUCAACGAUGAAUAACGGAGGGAACAAUUACUCCGACGAGGACAAAGAUGCUGAUACUGGCGAUGCAUUUGGAUGUGGAAGAAACAGUAUCAGUCCCAUGGUAGGACCCUUACCAACCUCACCAACAGCACGCUAUGAUGCUUAUUACAAUAUGAGUCAUUCCAAGCGUGGUCUCGCUUUAAUCUUCAAUCAUGAAUUUUUUACUACAAACAAUUUGAAACAAAGAUGUGGUACAAAUGUUGACUGUGACAAUUUGAUUAAUGUUCUGAAGGAUCUUGGAUUUGAUGUGAUGGAUUAUCACAAUUUGACUCAUGGCGAUGUGAUAAAAAACCUAGAAAGAGUGGCUGAUAUGGAUCAUUCUCAACAUGAUUGUCUUGUAGUAUCUGUAUUGAGUCAUGGAGAACUUGGUAUUCUUUAUGCUCACGAUACUCCUUAUAAAACUGAAGCAAUCUGGUCAUACUUCACUGCUGAUAAGUGUCGUACUCUUGCUGGCAAGCCCAAACUGUUUUUCAUUCAGGCUUGUCAAGGUGAUAAACUGGAUGGUGGUUUCACUCUAAAAGAACGUACAGAAACUGAUGGCCAACCAGCUGCUUCCUACCGUAUUCCUAUGCAUGCAGAUUUUCUGAUUGCUUAUUCCACCAUACCAGGGUAUUAUUCCUGGAGGAAUACCUGUCGUGGUUCAUGGUUCAUGCAGGCAUUGUGUGCAGAAUUACGUGAAAAUGGUACGCGUUAUGAUAUACUUACUUUGUUAACAUUUGUAUGCCAAAGAGUUGCUCUUGAUUAUGAAUCGAAUACUCCGGAUAAUAUCACAAUGCAUCAACAGAAGCAAAUUCCUUGCAUUACUUCGAUGUUGACACGUCUAGUAAGAUUCACUCCAGUGAAUGGCAAAGUUUCAUAGUCAGCUUUAUUUUCAAUCGAUAUAAAUGGAUUAUAGACACCGAUGAUUAAUUAACGUAUCUUGUUACGCGAUAAUUGCGUCUAUCAUAUUUUCAUGAGCGUGUUUUCUCUUAACGCGAAGUAAUUUUUGCAGAUUGCACAUAAAGUGUAUCUUAAGUUACCCUUGAUUAAAUGAAUUUAGUACCGAUUAGCGACUGUACUAGUUUUCAAUAAUGCAGUGGAUUUAUAUGCUCAGAUAAGCUAUGGUGUAUAAACCCACCUUUGUGUUACUUAGCAGAUCGUAAAUCAAGGUUCAAGUUUCUAUUUUAGUUAUACUCGCACUGACUGAGAAGAUUUUUUUUAUAGCACCUAUGCAUUUUCAGGAGUGAUACAGUAAUUCGCCUUUUUUUUUACUUUUAUAUUAUCUUUUUCGUGCAAUGAGGGUGAUGUUGCAAUGGACUAUAGCUUUCCAUGAAAAAAGAUGUAAAACUGAUCUGAAAUAAUUUUUUCGUUAUUGUAGAAACUAAUAAUUAAUAUACAAUUAGGUUGUGUUGUAAUCGGUGACGUUUUUACCAUAUCCUAAUGAUUGCAUUUAUGCUACACAAUCAUUUUUUUAUUAUUAAGUUCAUGGUAAAUAUUCAUUAUUAUAACUUGAUAGGUAUACUCCUUUACGGUAUGCUCAGUAACUCGGAAUACACAAAGAAAAACUGCAUUUUUUAGUAUUUAAGUUAAAAUAUUACUUCAAAACAGUGCAAGUAUUAACAGAGAUGAUUCCAUAAUAACCAUCUUCUUAUAUGUCCUACAAUUAAUGUUAUUCGCACUGUCGCCCAAAGGAAAGAAAUAUGUUGUAGACGUAGAAAAUUCUACAAAUUUAAAUAACAUGUAAAAUUGAUUUUGAUGUAUCGUUAGCUUCAUUUUGCUGAAUGGUUUUAUUACAAAUAUUCAAAGAGCCUAUAAAUGUUAGAAGAUUAAAAAAAUGCAAUUUGGCUCUGAUCAAUGUUUCCAAAGUGAUACAAAUAACAUUUAUAUAAAUAUAUAUGUAUAUGGUAAGAGAAUUACGUGAUAAUAAGCGCACAGUGUGAUAUUUAAUGUACGAUGACUUUUUGAAACUUAAAGGCGUAUAUACUUUACGCCCUUAUACAUUUGCUCAUUUUUUGUACUGAAAUUUACAAAAGUAUUUGAUUUUUUUUAUGGGAAGUAAAAAGCAAUUAUUUAAAUAAGAAAAUCAUGUCGACAACAGUAUACAGUGCCUGAUAUUGCAUUAAUUGAAUCGCAAGUUUCUAAACGAUAAUCCUAUUUUUAAUUUUCAAUGUGCCAGAAAAAUUCAACGACACAUACAAUUUAUUAUGUAUUUUGUGCACGAACUUUUGUACUCCCUACUUAAUACAUUUUUAUAUAAAUUUGUAUGGAAAUUUACAAGAUAAUUAUAAUAUAUAUAUGUGAAAUGCAA